AUGAAGAAAAUUUUGAAUGUUACUUUUUAUGCACUUUUUUUAAAUCUGUAUAUAUUUGCGAAUGAUGCGAAACUGAUAGACAAUUCUCCAAAUAAUGGAUAUAUAAAUCAGAAGAAAUAUAAUUUAAGGAAUAACAUGCCUAUAAAAAACAUUUCUCCACAAGAUGCACAAAAUAAUUUAGAGGCAAAAAAUAGUAACGAAAAUAAUGCAUAUGAAGGUAAUACUGAUGUACUAGAAAAUGUACAUAAUGCCGCUAACAUCUUAAACAAGCAAAAAUAUGAAGAAUUUGGAGAUAGUAAUACAAGUUCAAACUUUGCUAAAUCGUUUAAACAUACCCAUACGAAUGCUCAACUAUUAAUUCCUAUGGAUCCACAAUUACAACAACCAACAUCAUCAGAUCCACAUAAUAGUAUGCAUACUGUUUUAGGAAAUGAUGCUGAAGAAGGUAAGGGUCCUGGGACAGCUCAAGAACCAAUUAAUCAGCCGGAAAGUAGAAAAACAUUAGAAGAAGAAGAAAAAGAUAAAAAGGUAUUAUCAGAAGAGCAGUCAAGAACAAAAGCACCAGAACUACCACAAUCUUCUGUAGAAACGGAAGGGGAACACUCAACCACAGGUAUUGAACAACCAGGGAAGGAUUUAUCAACAGGGGUAGAUUCACCACAGGGAAUAGUCCCACCACAAGUAGUUUUACCAGGAUCAGAUCCAUCGGAAAGAACAGUUCCCUCAAAAGAGGUAGAUGUAGAUCCACCACCAUCAGAACCCUCAACAUUAGCUCGAGUUCCGCAGGAAAAAAGCGCAUCCUCAGGACCUGAAAAAAAAGAGGACAUUCAAUCGAAAUCAGAUCCAAAUUCAAACGUAUAUCAAAAAGAACAAGGUUUAGGUCUAACUACAGAUAUAAGUGUACAAACAGACUCAGCUCAAGAAUUAAAGGAACAACGUGAUCAAUCGCACCAAGAAAGAAAAGGAGAAGAAAGACCAGAGACACAAGAUUUAGGUACAUUGUCAACAAAUGAAGACCCAUCAGGAGAACCAUUAGAACAGCAAAGGGGGGAUGGUAAAAUAAAGGAUGAUGCAGCAGAGGAUGAAAAUAGUGCAACAGUAGAGAAAUCAAGAGUAUCAGAAGGAUUAUCAAAUAGCGAUGAGGAAGCACAAGAUCAUUUACCAUCACCACCACAAGAAGAAGAACAACGACAACAAAUGCAACAACUAUCACAGCAAGAAGAAAGGUCAGAAGAAGCCCAAAAUAAGGAAGAAAACAAUGUACUACAUACAGUAAGUAUACUUCCAGGAGAAAGUGCUAAUAUAUUGGACAAGAACGAAGAAGUUGUAGAGGAAAAAGAAGAACAUAUAGAAGAGGACGAAGAGGAAGAGGAGGAAGGAAGACAAAAAGAAGAAAUGAACGUUUACCAAGAGGAAGCAGAAACAAACAAUGAAGAAGAAAAGGAAGAGGAUUAUGAAGAAGAUGAAAUAGAGGAGGUAGUAGGGGGAGGAAAAAAAAACAAUGAUUCAUCAAUUGGCACUGAGGUUAGGAAAAUUCUUUCUGGAGAAUAUGACGAUAUGAAUAAAUUUAAAACCAUAACCGAAAUUUCAAUUAAAUCAUUAAUAAAUUCAUUUGAUGGUAACAACAAAGUUACGAACAUACUUAACGACCUAGUAAAAGAUAUGGCUCACUUUUAUUUAAAAUCAUAA
Molecule: messenger RNA, 1689 nt
Organism: Plasmodium malariae
Lineage: Eukaryota; Apicomplexa; Aconoidasida; Haemosporida; Plasmodiidae
Product: merozoite surface protein 3, putative
Exons: 1
Coding region: 1-1689 (562 amino acids)
Source: RefSeq, a predicted model, not a curated record